GGCACAAGGUUGUUUUUUAACCGGAAAAGAAAUGUUUAAAAACGGCUAUUUAAAACCGUUGAUAGCUUUAGUGCUUUUAGCUAAUUUAGCUUUAGCCGCAGUAGUGCCUGCGGAGAAGGACCACCAGGAUCAACCCAUGCGUUAUGAUAAUUAUAAAGUUUAUAAAGUGAAAAUUGAGAAUGUGGAAGAAUAUAAUCAGUUAAUGGCCCUGGAAAGUGAAUUGCAGCUGGAUUUCUGGAGCGAAGUUCAUAAUUAUGGCGAGUCAUGUGAUGUAAUGGUGAAACCUGAUCUACAACAGAAGUUUGAAGAGAUUUUACAGAAAUCUAUGAUUGUUUAUGAAGUUAAAAUUCAAAAUGUUCAAAGUCUCAUAGACAACGAACAACCCAAAACUAGAUCUUCUUCAACCAGCAUGGAUUGGGAAAACUUCCAUACUCUAGAUGAAAUCUAUGAAUGGUUAGAUUUAAUUGUCAAACGUUAUCCCGAUAUAGUAACACCCUUCGAUAUUGGCCACUCCUAUGAGGGACGUUUAAUUAAAGGCAUUAAAAUCUCCUAUAAACCCGGUAACAAGGCUGUGUUCAUAGAGUCCAAUAUUCAUGCUAGAGAAUGGAUUACUUCUGCCACGAUAACCUACAUUAUUGAUGAAUUGUUGGUGCCUCGAAAUCCAGGUGUAAGAAAAAUCGCUGAAAGUGUGGACUGGUGGAUAAUACCGGUAUUGAAUGUUGAUGGUUUUGUAUACUCGCAUGAAGUGAACCGUAUGUGGCGUAAAUCUAGAUUGCCCUCUGAUCCUACUGGCAAAUGUAUUGGCACCGAUUUGAAUCGUAAUUUUGAUUUUCUAUGGAUGUUAACUGGUGCCUCUUCGGAUCCCUGCUCGGAAACCUAUGCUGGUCCCUCAGCUGAAUCUGAUCAAGAAAUUAAACAAAUGUUGCAAUUUAUUAAUACUACCAUACCAGAAGACACUAUUAAGAUUUAUAUUUCAUUGCACUCGUAUGGCCAAUAUGUUUUGUCGCCCUGGGGCCAUACUGACACCGAAUUUCCCGAACAUUAUGACCAAAUGAUGCAUGUGGCCAAGGGCUAUGCCGAUGCUUUAUAUCGCAGAUAUAAUACCGUAUUUACUUAUGGUUCAAGUGCCACUACUUUAUACAAAGUUUCGGGCUCUGGCAAGGAAUGGGCUUACGGCGUUAAGGGCAUUCCUAUUCCUUAUACCAUUGAAUUGCGUGAUAAGGGUGAAUAUGGUUUUGUUUUGCCUCCAGAAAUGAUUUUGCCAGUGGCUAAAGAAGUUUUAGAUGGUUUUGUGGGUAUGAUUAAUGCAGCUCAGGAAAUUAAUAUUGUAUAAAUUUUACUCUUAUAUGUAAUUAUUAAUAAAGAAACGAUUUUAUAAAC
Messenger RNA from Calliphora vicina (urban bluebottle blowfly), 1380 nucleotides. RefSeq names its product zinc carboxypeptidase. Gene Ontology annotation, molecular function: metallocarboxypeptidase activity; zinc ion binding. The coding region runs from base 32 to 1333 and encodes 433 amino acids. NCBI's taxonomy places the organism in Eukaryota, Metazoa, Arthropoda, Insecta, Diptera, Calliphoridae. The transcript is spliced from 6 exons. Gene Ontology annotation, biological process: proteolysis. The record is from RefSeq and is a predicted model, not a curated record.